GCAGAAAUAAAAAUUAUAAAUAAAUAAAUAAAUAAAAAGACAUACAUAAUCAAAGGGAAAGUUCAAAGUCUUCCACGCUUUUUCUUUCUGUGGUUACCUCUCAAAACCCAAAUUAUUCUCAUCAUCUUUUUUCUUUGAUCCUCCUAAGCUUCUUUCAGAUGGAGGAAGGCAACAUGAUGUCUGAGGAUAUUUUGACUUCGGCAGUGGCAUUUGUGGAAGGUGGAAUUCAGGAUGCUUGCGAUGAUUCUUGCAGCAUAUGCCUUGAAGAAUUUUCUGAUAGUGAUCCUUCUACAGUGACAGGCUGCAAGCACGAGUUCCAUCUUCAAUGCAUUCUUGAAUGGUGUCAGAGAAGCUCGCAGUGCCCCAUGUGUUGGCAGCCUCUCAGCCUGAAAGACCCUAACAGCCAGGAAUUGUUGGAUGCAGUAGAGCACGAGAGGAACAUCAGGAUGAAUCCUCCAAGAAACACCACAAUCUUUCACCAUCCAACUUUAGGAGAUUUUGAAUUGCAGCAUUUACCUGUAAGUGCAACUGAUUCUGAGCUUGAAGAGCGUAUCAUUCAGCACUUAGCUGCUGCUGCUUCCAUGGGAAGGUCACGCCACCUUGUUAGGAGGGAAGGUCAGCGAGUCAGGUCAUCAGCUCAAGGUCGUCCCCAUUUUCUGGUGUUUUCAACUAAUCCAAAUGCUGCUCCUCCUCCUCCUGCUGCUGCUGCUGCUGCUUCAUCUUCUACUCAGAGGAGUGGGGGUGAACCCACUCCUGAAGUCUCGGUUUCUGGUCAGGAUUCUCCGAUUAUUGCUGUUGGAGAAGGUUCAGGACAACUACUUACUCAACCAUCUUCUUUUCAAGCUGAUGAUUCUGCCUCUGGGUCAGGAUCAAAUGCUGCUGCUAAUCAACUUGGGGCUUCGCCAAACAAUAGGAGGAUUCCUUCUCAAUCUUCUCCUAACAAUCAAGACAGAGCUGGCCCAUCAGAUUUUCAGUCUUUUUCAGAAUCUAUUAAGUCUCGACUUAAUGCAAUGUCAAUGAGAUGCAAAGAAUCUUUAACCAAGAGUUCAAGGGGUUGGAAGGAGAAAUUUUUCUCUCGCAACAGUUCAACAUCGGACAAUGUUCCUGAAUCUAGGAAUGAAGUCAGUGCAGGUGCUGCCCCUGUAUCAAACAUGAUGGAGCAUCCGGAAACUACAGAUAGCAGAACCAGUUCAGGUGUUGCCCCUGUAUCACACAUGAUGGAGCAUCUGGAAACUACAGAUAGCAGAACCAGUUCUGCUGAAUCAAAUGCAUUGGGGGGUAAUUUACCUGUCGGACAUGCUGAGCAGCAUAUACCUGAGACUGAUGAUACCCAUUCUUUAAAUGAGGAUGAUAGACAAGCCCCAUGUGCUGCAAGUUCCGGUUCAAACUAAGUUUUAGAUGAGUCAAAGCAUUUUCUCUUAAAGGUGGAUACUCUUGCCAGCAUCAAUGAUAUAUGGUGUGCAUCUUAUUGGAUCUGUGGUGAAACGCUAUUCCGUUGAAGUGCAACACUGAAUGUAAUCUGCGUCAAUAAAUUGGAGGGAUUGAUGUCCUAAUUUUGUGCAAGCUGUGUAUAUGUAUGAUAAUAUAGAUGUAAAUUGACCCAUUCUGGGUAGUAGGACUAAUGAAUACAGCUGUCCUCAUUUAUCUUACAUGAACCCUCCUUUGUAAUCUUCAUAGACAUUGUUGGACAGUUACUUGACAAGGUUUUCUUGGGAUCCAGUAGCACCACAUGCUCAUUUUUAACAGACCUCAAUUAGUUAACUUCAAAUGUGUAGAUUGAUUAAUCAUUUUGAAGGUGCCUUGUGUAAUGUUUAGUUGUAUGAUUUGUGAUCAUAUAAAGAGACUUCCUAGCGUUUUGUGUA
Molecule: messenger RNA, 1862 nt
Organism: Lycium barbarum (goji berry)
Lineage: Eukaryota; Viridiplantae; Streptophyta; Magnoliopsida; Solanales; Solanaceae
Product: E3 ubiquitin-protein ligase RHF2A-like
Exons: 9
Coding region: 159-1391 (410 amino acids)
Molecular function (GO): ubiquitin-protein transferase activity
Source: RefSeq, a predicted model, not a curated record